This is a messenger RNA of Rhopilema esculentum, 4716 nucleotides long. The record is from RefSeq and is a predicted model, not a curated record. NCBI's taxonomy places the organism in Eukaryota, Metazoa, Cnidaria, Scyphozoa, Rhizostomeae, Rhizostomatidae.
GAUUAGGGGUCUGACCUAAAGGAAAUAGUGAAAAUUUCUAGAAUGAACUGCUAAAUGUAACUUCUAGUGUAGCUAUUGCUUCAAAAUUGGCGACUCAUUGUUAAAUUUAUGAAGAAUGAACAGGAUCAUACAUUUUGUCUCUUCACUCCAGUGCAGAAAGGAAACAAGAUGGCGCGGUGGGAAAAUAAACCGAUCCAAGGAGAUAUAUUAAAAGAGAAAGACCAGUUACUUGCAUUGAAAGUAAUGAGAUUGACAAGGCCAACAAUCAAGCCAUUGCUGCAGGUGACAUGUGAAGAACAAGAUCUACCAGGUGAAUGUUUUGAAAACGAUUUUAAGUCAGAUGCCGCUGCCAUUAAAGGAAUUGAACUUUUCUCUUCUGGAGAACUCUUGUCCUUGCCGCAAUCGUUUGGGAGCAUCUACUUGGGAGAAACCUUCUCUUGUUAUUUGAGUGUUCUAAACGACAGCAAUCAACAUGUUCAAGACGUCGUUGCAAAGGUUGAUUUGCAAACCUCCUCGCAGAGAUUUCAACUCUCAGCAAGCUCUCCAUACCCGAAGUUAGGCCCAGAUGAGAGUAUUGAUGAAGUCAUAGGCUACGAAGUAAAAGAACUUGGAACUCACAUUUUAGUUUGUGCUGUUACUUACUCAACAACCCACGAAGAGAAUCUUGGCAUGAGGAAAUUCUUCAAGUUUCAGGUUUUGAAACCUUUGGAAGUUAAAACAAAAUUUCAUAAUGUUUCGGACACAGUGUACCUGGAAGCCCAAGUGCAGAAUAUCACAACUUCAUUGAUGUCAAUUGUAGGCGUAACAUUGGAGCCUUCUAGCUAUUAUGACGUUGUUGAUUUAAAUGAAUGUAAAACUGACACAGACAUGGAAGGUGAUGACGAAAACGAUGAUAUCGAGCUUACGUUUGGAAAUUCGUAUCUAAACCCAAUGGAUACUCGGCAGUAUUUAUAUCAACUUGCACCAAAAAAUGAGUACGCCGUCGAACUCAUUAACAAGAAUGUCACACCCAUUGGUAAAUUAGAUAUAGUAUGGCGAACAAAUUUUGGAGAAGUUGGGCGACUGCAGACUAGUCAGUUACAAAAAGCAAAACCAGUGCCCCAAGAAGUUGAAUUGAAGGUUGAAUCGUGUCCAAUAUCAGUAAAGUUAGAGGAAGAAUUUACAUUAAAAUGCUCGUUGCGUAACUCAGGGGAGUCAAAAAUGGAGGUUAAAUUGUUUUUAACUGAUCCUAAGAGCGGAGGAUUACUUUGGAGUGGUGUCUCUGGAAAGGUUCUAGGCCCACUACCCCCUGGUUCAUCUAUAGAUCUAGACCUUAGUAUUGUGCCAACUUGCACUGGCUUACAGAAUAUCAGCGGAAUCAGAAUCUUGGAUAUGAACAGCACGAAAGUGAACGAAUUUGAUAAUGUUGGGCAAGUUAUAGUUUAUGGGACGGGCGAAUCGCCUUUUCGGUGACGAGAAUUUGGUUCUGAAUUUAUUGAGGGCGUUAUGAUUAAUUGAUAUAUUUUGAAUGAUAAAUAUGGAUUACAUAGUAGUUAAUUUGAACCUAAACAAGUAAAAGAGAAUAAACAAACCCGUUAGUCCGGUAAUGGAAGGGUUUGGAUAACGGGAUGACUGAUGCAGAAGACACAAAGCCUUGUUCGUGUGGGGAUUUUCCCUUUGUCUUAGAUAAUUUUCCAAAAGUUGAUAGGCGCUUUCACUAAAUUUGAUAAGCCGUCAUUUCAAUGGUUCCCUAAGUUUGAAUUAACCGCAAUAGCAUGUCAUUAUAUUGAGUUUGUCACAGUGACACAGUUUAAGAAUAACUAGUAGAGAAUAGCAGCUUUUUUGUUGGUUUCUCAAUGGUAUCCAGCUAUUUUCCAACUGGUGCCCUUAUCAUAUAAAGCGUUCACAUAACUAGUGAUGUAUGCAUUAUUCAUUUUGGAAAGAUUGGUCUUUCAAAGCAAAUUACAGUUUUGGUAGACGUUUUGUUUAAAAAGCUUUGCCAUAUGUUCAAUUCCGCUCUGCUUUUUGAUGUCAUUUAAGAUCUGUAGCCAUCCGGCUAAUAAUUAACCUGUCGGUAUUUUGGUACAAUUCUUUCAGGAAUUUGAAGAACACCGUAAGAUUGGUGUGUCGUUCAGGGGCAAAGCCCAAACACUUUUUCAGAGAAGUGCGAAAGCUAUUUUUCCCGAAAAAAAGACGUGUCUCAUUCUUUAAGGGUGUGGUCAUAAGAUAAAUAAUCUUAUAUGCUCCUUUCAUGCGUUUCUUCUUCAAAAUUCACACUUAAGUGCCAUCCUUUGAAAGUUGAACUACUACAGAAAUGUUAAUAGGUUACAAUUGUUGCAAAAAUGUUACAGGGUGAGAGCAAAAUUUCUUCUUUUGCCCGGCAAAAAUUCUUUAUGUGCCAACAGACAAAGUGUUGCGGGAGAAGUUCCCGCCCAGUACCCCCCUUUGGCGACGCCCCUGGUUUCGAUAUUUGAACAGCUUCAUUCGCCAGCAGGCUACACCCUUUUUACUGUACUUUAACUGUAAGCCCUUGGUUUUUUAACUGUAGUGGGUGUUUGACACAUUUGAAAAUUUGUCAGUUAUAAUUUGCCCAAAGUUAUAACUGCCCAAAGUAUACUGUACAACUACUUUCCAAAUUGAAUCAUAUUAGAUGCUUGAAAUCAAAGUCUUUAUUGCUUUAAAACACAAAGAGCCAUGUAGUUUUAAUCCAAUAAAAACAGCACCUUAUCUUGAAAUAGCAUGUAUUCGCUUUAAUAUUAAGGAAGAGAAAAACAAAACUUGUUUAAUUUUGUAAGAAGAAUUGAUUAUUCAUUCUGCUUUGAAUUUUCGUAUGUCCCUGGUCCUUCGACAAUGGGGUACGAUACUUGAUUAAAUGAAUCUUUAGACUAUAGACGAACCAUCAUUAUUUCCAUUGAGUCUUAAGAGCCUCAGUUAAUCGAGAACUGAGAAAACCUGUAUUAUUUAUGUUUUUGAUAUUAAUGAUUUCUGAGUUAUAUUGAUUUAGAGAGCUUUCUUUUUCUUAAAAUCUUUACCAAUUCACAGGUAUAUUCACGUUCCUAUCUAGUGAGCUCUCGGGCCUCUCUUGCUGAUAGUGAAAAUAUUCCCCGGUAUCACCUUUCAGGUGACGCUGCAAUAUAUGUUUUGUUUAUAUCUUAUCCAUUCCUUUUUACUCUAUUUGUCACUGGCAAUUUUUGGAGAUGUUGUUUUCUCAUUUUAGAUUUGACUUUACCUCAGAUGUAGCGAUUUUUAUUUUGUUAUUUCCGGCAGUUAUAAGGGGGUCUUUGUCGUAAGCAUGGGCUCUGACGCAGGUUGGAAAGUGGGGGGGGGGGGGGGGCAAGGGAGACUUUAACAAUCAUUACGAAAUAAUUAUUCAAAAGUUUUAUUGUUUUGCAAAAAAGUUCCUCCCCGGUCCCCCUUUCGUCGGAGGCCCUUGUAAGAGACGCAGACACAUAAUUUUAGGCUUUAAUCUUCAGAGGACGUUUCUGGAUCAAUUUGAUUUUCCUUUUUCAAGGCCCUUCGGUAAAUUUCGGGAAACCUUCCAAGAUUAUUACCUGUUUGCAUGAAACAAACUGGAUUAGUAGCAUGAUUCGACGAUUCGAUUAAAUUACGUAACUGCAAUAGCAGGGGAUGCACACAGCCUACAAAUAUCCCCACCCGUGUUGUCAAUUCCAGCCCUCAUCAAUACCUGCCUUUUACAACUUUAUUGUAGCGAUUAAUUAUUCUCAAUAGAGCCACCGGAAGUAGAACGUUUUUGGUUUUGACUAACAAAUAUUCAAAAGCGCAUUUUGGGCUAGAAGUAUAUGCGUCUGUUGACAUGCUGUUUUAAAAAACAUAUGCAUAAUUUAAUGGUUUGUUAGCAUUCAAAUAUUAACAGGAUGAAAUUUAAACAUCUUGUUUUUAUGAUUUCCAAUUCAAACCAGGCAGGAAAAUCAAGCUGCUUCAUCGGUAUGAAGUUCUUGGUGGGUUGUAUGACUAUCUUUUAUUAAGGCAGCGUUGAAAUUAAAGACUCUACCUUCUCAAAAGAAGAUUGAAUAUGGAAGUUAUCGAUUCAUUGUGCCCUUUUUUCAACCACUUUAUCUGUUCUGUAAUUAAGUUCACCAAUGAGGCUGUCUGGUGAGCAUGAUGAAAAGCUGAAGAAAGACCAAAGUCAAUCUCUGUUCAAACCGUGCGAAUCAAACCUUGCGAGCGCCUAAAGAGAGCUGCUACAAAAAAUCACAAAUUGACGAUGAAAUCUAUGAUAUUUUCAUAGCGAUUAAAUAUGUUAAAAUCUAGAAUUUCCAGAGCUCGAUAUCCAAGUUUACUGUUACAGCAAUGAACUUCCUAGAAAGACUGUUAAAACCCCUUUAAGUUAAAAAUGCGCCAUAAAUACUUGGCAGGUGUCAGCAAUUCGACGCAAAGUUCCUUCACGAAGUUUUCCCUCUUAAUCUUCAACGACAAUAGGCGAGCUUGUGAUAUCCAUCAAGUUUAAAUAAGUUCUUUAGAUUGCUGAACAGUUUGUGCAUCUACUGGGUAAUGAAGCCAAAGAGAGCCAUGACCGCGAAAAGACCGAUUACUGUUGUCAUGCUACAGUUGAAUCCUGAUGCUGAGCUUGGAUCUCCAGAACCUGUGCCAUUUUUAGUUCCAUUACCAUGUGUUGUGUUAGUAGUGUGGUUUGUGCAGUUGGCAGUUUGCAGCAAUGUCUCCAAGAGAACAAGCGUAAGCAAGCAGCAAAUUAAGAUUCUAGCCAUGUUUAACUAA